GCAAGUUGGAAAAAGCUGAAGCAAAGUCGUAGCAAUGGAAGCAGUGAAGCUCAAGAAAAAGGAUUGCAAAAUUGUAGUGGCCGUGGAUGAGAGUGAAGAGAGCAUGUAUGCACUUUCAUGGUGCCUCUGUAACUUGAUUUCUCAAACCACAAUAAACAAGCUCAUCCUUCUUUAUGUCAAGCCCCCGCCUCCCGUCUAUUCUUCCUUAGAUGUUGCAGGGUAUAUAUUUUCGGGCGAUGUGAUCAGAGCGUUGGAAACCUACGGCAAUGAUCUGGUGAACUCGGUGAUGGGAAGAGCCGAAGAUAUAUGCGGAAAGUUCAGCAGCGAUGUAAAUGUGGAGAAAAUCGUGUCAAGUGGGGAUGCUAAGGAUGUUAUAUGCAAAAUCGUGAAUAGAAUCAAACCCGAUACGUUGGUGAUGGGAAGCCAUGGUUACGGUUUCUUCAAAAGGGCUUUUCUAGGAAGCGUGAGUGAUCAUUGCGCCAAGCACGUUCAAUGCCCAGUGGUGAUCGUGAAACAUCCGGAGAAGAUAUAAAGGCUUUCCUUUUUGCUGCAUUUUCUUCCUUGAAUAUUGUCAUAUAGAGAGAGAGAUCAAAUAAUAAG
Messenger RNA from Hibiscus syriacus, 600 nucleotides. Its product is annotated as universal stress protein A-like protein. Bases 35 to 532 code for a protein of 165 amino acids. The transcript is spliced from 6 exons. The record is from RefSeq and is a predicted model, not a curated record. Lineage: Eukaryota; Viridiplantae; Streptophyta; Magnoliopsida; Malvales; Malvaceae.